CUACUCAUCGCCACGUCUUCAUCCACAACCUCCGCUAAUAAAUCACCAUCCCAAAUCCCACAUUCGUCAAAACAUUAAAAAUCUCACAUUAUUUUCCACACAUCAAUGGCGAUUUCAGCUUCAUCUUCCCUCUUCACUUUCCCUAAUCUCCAUGUCAACUCACACCCACCUUCAAAAACAACCGCAACCUCUGUCAGAUUCACAAGAGCUCGAACUUCCGCUGUUUACACCACAGCAGAGAGGACUGCAACGGCGACGGAGACAAGUAGGUAUUCCGGUAAUGGUAGUCCGUCCUCGCUAUAUGAGCUGCUGGGGGUUGGAAUCGGAGCUGAUAGUGCAGAGGUGAAAGCGGCGUAUCGGAGAUUAGCGAGGGUUUUGCAUCCUGAUGUCGGAAGUUGUGACUCGUCGGCAGAUGAGUUCAUGAAAGUGCAUUCGGCUUAUGUUACUCUUUCAGAUCCGGUAAAACGAGCGGCUUAUGAUCGGAGUCUGAAGCAGAUUGCCGGCGGCUGUAUGGGCCGGAGAUGGGAGACCGACCAGUGUUGGUAAUGCAUCCUUGAAUCUCGAUCCUCGUUUUAGAGAUCUUGAGCAUGUAAAUGUACAUAGUAAAGUAGGUUCCACUUCAUGAACCAUUUUUAUGAUUCUUGUUAGAUUUUGAAGGAACAGUGUUGGAUUUUAUAGAUUAGGUUUUCAUCU
Molecule: messenger RNA, 693 nt
Organism: Lactuca sativa (garden lettuce)
Lineage: Eukaryota; Viridiplantae; Streptophyta; Magnoliopsida; Asterales; Asteraceae
Product: chaperone protein dnaJ 11, chloroplastic
Source: RefSeq, a predicted model, not a curated record